This is a messenger RNA of Melozone crissalis (California towhee), 1933 nucleotides long. It is a transcript of the gene GALNT13, whose product is annotated as polypeptide N-acetylgalactosaminyltransferase 13. Gene Ontology annotation, cellular component: Golgi apparatus. The coding region runs from base 263 to 1933 and encodes 556 amino acids. The record is from RefSeq and is a predicted model, not a curated record. The transcript is spliced from 13 exons. Lineage: Eukaryota; Metazoa; Chordata; Aves; Passeriformes; Passerellidae.
UUUGAAUUAUCUGCAGCUUUUCAGUGCUUUGCACCAGCGCAGCCCCAGGACUUUGAAGGAGGCAAUCAAGCCAGGCACUUGGAGAAUUGUCCGGUGGUUCAGUGCUGAGGGAAUUCUGUGGGAGCAUGGCUGGAGCAGGACACGGAGUGUGGGCACGGAAUGCAGGCAGUGAUGCGGGCUGCUGCUCCCUGCCUGCCUGGCAGCCCCGUGCCCUGGCGCUGUGACCCCGCUGUGCUCCCGCCGUCGCAGGGUGCCAGCAGCCAUGAGGAGGUUCGGCUACUGCCGGGUGGUGCUGGCCACCUCGCUGCUCUGGGUGCUGCUGGACGUGUUCCUGCUGCUCUACUUCAGCGAGUGCAACAAGUGUGAGGACAGCAAGGAGCGCUCCCUGCUGCCCGCCCUGCGCGCCGUUAUUUCCAGGAACCAAGAGGGCCCGGGGGAGAUGGGCAGGGCCGUGCUCAUCCCCAAGGAGGAGCAGGAGAAGAUGAAGGAGCUGUUCAAGAUCAACCAGUUCAACCUGCUGGCCAGCGACCGCAUCGCGCUGAACCGCAGCCUGCCCGACGUGCGGCUGGACGGGUGCAAGAGCAAGGUGUACCCGGAGGAGCUGCCCAACACCAGCGUGGUGAUCGUGUUCCACAACGAGGCGUGGAGCACGCUGCUCAGGACCAUCCACAGCGUGCUGGAGCGCUCCCCGCCGCGCCUGCUGGCCGAGAUCCUGCUGGUGGAUGAUGCCAGCGAGAGAGAGUUUUUGAAGGCCUCCCUGGAGAACUACGUGAAGAAGCUGGAGGUGCCCGUGAGGAUCCUGCGGAUGGAGCAGAGGUCGGGGCUGAUCCGGGCCCGGCUCCGAGGGGCAGCAGCUGCCAAGGGCCAGGUGAUCACGUUCCUGGAUGCCCACUGUGAGUGCACCCUGGGCUGGCUGGAGCCCCUGCUGGCCAGGAUCAAGGAGGACAGGAAAACCGUGGUGUGCCCCAUCAUCGACGUGAUCAGCGACGACACCUUCGAGUACAUGGCGGGCUCGGACAUGACCUACGGGGGCUUCAACUGGAAGCUGAAUUUCCGCUGGUACCCCGUGCCCCAGAGGGAGAUGGACCGCAGGAAAGGGGACAGGACCCUGCCCGUCAGGACCCCAACUAUGGCUGGUGGCCUGUUUUCUAUUGACAGGAGCUACUUUGAAGAGAUAGGAACUUACGAUGCAGGAAUGGAUAUCUGGGGUGGCGAGAAUCUUGAAAUGUCCUUUAGGAUCUGGCAGUGUGGGGGCUCCCUGGAGAUCGUCACCUGCUCCCACGUGGGACACGUGUUCCGCAAGGCCACCCCCUACACCUUCCCGGGGGGCACCGGCCACGUCAUCAACAAGAACAACCGCAGGCUGGCCGAGGUCUGGAUGGACGAGUUCAAGGAUUUCUUCUACAUCAUCUCCCCGGGCGUGGUGAAGGUGGAUUAUGGAGACGUUUCUGUCAGGAAGGCCCUGCGGGAGAGGCUGGGCUGCAAACCCUUCUCCUGGUACCUGGAGAACGUGUACCCCGACUCGCAGAUCCCGCGGCGCUACUACUCCCUGGGAGAGAUCAGGAAUGUUGAAACCAACCAGUGCUUGGACAACAUGGGCCGCAAGGAGAACGAAAAAGUGGGAUUUUUCAACUGCCAUGGCAUGGGAGGGAACCAGGUGUUCUCCUACACGGCGGACAAGGAGAUCCGCACGGACGACCUGUGCCUGGACGUGUCGCGGCUCAACGGCCCCGUCCUCAUGCUCAAGUGCCACCACCUGAGGGGCAACCAGCUCUGGGAGUACGAUGCUGAGAAGCUCACCCUGAGGCACCUGAACAGCAACCAGUGCCUGGCGGAGCCGUCGGACGAGGACCGGCUGGUGCCCACCGUGCGUGACUGCGGCGGCGGCCGCGCCCAGCAGUGGCUGCUGCGCAACAUGACCCUGCCGGCGUGA